AACAUUCUUUAUUUCAUUUGGAUUGGGAGAGGCAAAAUCAACAAGGGAUUAGCAAUGGAACUGUCUCUCUCACAUCUCGUCACCGCUUUCUUGAUCAAUGAAAAUACAAAAAAAAAAAAAAUGAAAAUAAAAAUACACCCUAACGUUCCUUUACAAAAUACGGGUUUCUAGAUCGCAGAGACUUCUGUGUGCGCGGCCGAGGUGGGAAGAAAAUUAUGCCUUUCAAUGAAAAAAGAACUCGGCAUCCAUUCUGCAACGCACAGAAGUCUGUUUUAAAUAAAUAAUUUAAAAUACUGCCGUCUCCCCUUUCCUUUUAAAAACACUAAUUCGAUUUAAUAUGACUUGAGCGAGGGGACAAAGGUGGCACCUAAGACUGAUUUAUUUCUAGGUUCCCCAAGUAGAACCGGCGUUUUCAGGCGUUUAACGCGCCUCCAUCACGUGAGAAGAUUCUAAGCGGAACCGGAAGUAAGGGCUUCCAUGGCGUCCCCGGUUUGUUGCGGUUAUUUUUAGAACACUAUUUGGGGGCGGAUCAGGGAUACGGAAGUCUUGGCCAUUUCCUUCCAUGUCCCGGAAACUGAGGCGUUGUGGUUGUUGCCGGCCCUGGAGAGUAAGGAAUAGGCGCGGGGAGCUAUGUCGUGAGGCUCGCUGAGCUGCGCUGACGCCGCUCACAAAAGGCCCUGCCGAGCAGGGUGGUCGUGGCUCCGCUUCCUAUAUGGGCCAUAUUUUUUCGAGGAAAGGCGCUAAUUCGAAGGCGGAGAAAAAUCACUUUCGGCCCCCCCUGAGGGGGAAGGUCCCUUCGCCGCCACGGACCCGGACCUGCUUCCUCCGUGGGCCCUGCAUGCUGUGUUUCCUGGUCCACAGUGCCAGCCCACCCGCCGCGAAGGAGCAGCCGUCGCCUUCAUUCCUCUGCACGGCUGCGAAGCCCCCCGGCAACCGCAACGCUCGCCGCCUCCUGCGCUGGCCUCCCGUGCCCGUCUGGGGAGAGCGGGGUCGCCGGUGUUGCCGCCGCUUGUUCUUCUCUGGCCUGCUCUUUUCGCCGCCGCCGCCGCCGCCGUCGUCAGCGCGCCGGGGCUUCUUCGAGUCUGCGCUGGAGAGCAGCGAAGCUCCCGUGGAGAUGGUCUGCAAGCGCAAAGGAAUCGGGCUACGCGCCUGUCCGCCCCGGAAACAGCCCCGUUGCGCCACCCUCAGGGGAAAUGCGGCGGAGACCGGCGCCCCUUCGCCUCCCUCGACCGACACCGCCGAAUGCCAACAGGUGCUCUUGCCCGAACAGCACCUCUGCCCUCUGCCCCGCGCCAUAGACUGUGUCAGGGAAGCUUCGCCUAAAGACUCGGCCGCCAAGGAUGGGAAGGAGUUAAUCCCUAGUAGCUCUCCUUCGCAGCUGCCGGAGCUCGAUGGGAGAGAGAAGCACGAGACGGGCGAACCCUACUGUGAGGAACCCCCCGAAAACCCUGAGGACUGUUGCCAAGAGCCGCAGCCACCGGUGCCGGAUAUUAACCAGCUGCCUCCCUCCAUACUUCUCAAGAUAUUUUCCAAUUUAUCUUUGAAUGAGCGAUGUCUUUCAGCAUCAUUGGUUUGUAAAUACUGGCGUGACCUCUGUUUAGAUUUCCAAUUUUGGAAACAAUUGGAUCUCAGUAGUCGUCAGCAGGUCACUGAUGAAUUACUGGAAAGAAUUGCAUCACGAAGCCAGAAUAUAACUGAAAUCAACAUUUCUGAUUGUCGUAAUGUGACAGAUACUGGUGUAUGUAUGCUAGCAUCUAAGUGUCCCGGACUUCUAAAAUAUACUGCAUAUCGGUGUAAACAGCUGUCUGAUACAUCUCUAUCUGCUGUUGCCUCACAAUGUCCUCAGCUUCAGAAAGUUCACGUUGGCAACCAAGAUCGUCUUACUGAUGAAGGACUUAAGCAGUUGGGCUCAGAAUGCAGAGAAUUGAAAGACAUUCACUUUGGGCAGUGUUACAAGAUCUCAGAUGAAGGAAUGACCAUUAUAGCUAAAGGGUGCCUGAAGUUACGGAGAAUAUACAUGCAGGAAAACAAAUUAGUAACUGAUCAGUCUGUUAAAGCAUUUGCUGAACAUUGUCCUGAGUUACAGUUUGUUGGGUUUAUGGGCUGUUCUGUUACAUCUAAAGGAGUGAUACAUCUUACCAAUCUAAGAAACCUUUCCAGCUUGGACUUACGUCAUAUCACAGAACUGGAUAAUGAAACUGUGAUGGAAAUAGUAAAAAAAUGCAGAAACCUUACCUCUCUCAAUCUAUGUCUGAAUUGGAUCAUAAAUGACAGAUGUGUGGAGGUCAUUGCUAAAGAAGGACAGAAUUUGAAAGAACUUUAUUUGGUAUCAUGUAAGAUCACAGAUUAUGCACUGAUAGCCAUUGGAAGAUACAGUAUGACAAUAGAAACAGUUGAUGUUGGAUGGUGCAAAGAAAUUACAGAUCAGGGAGCCACCCAGAUUGCCCAGACUAGUAAAUCACUUCGAUACUUGGGACUGAUGAGAUGUGAUAAGGUGAGUGAAGUAACUGUGGAACAACUGGUACAGCAACACCCACAUAUCACCUUCAGUACAGUGCUACAAGAUUGCAAGCGGACCUUGGAACGGGCAUACCAGAUGGGUUGGAUACCCAGUAUGUCCAGUGCCUCUUAACUCAUGCUAUGGCAUUAAAAAAAGAGAUUUAAACUGAACAAUUGAAAAUGGUUAAGGAUUUUUAAUUAAUAUUUCUUGCUUUUUAUUAAAUAUAUGUUUGGUGUAUGUAUAUGCAAGAGAGAGAGAGCAUGAGUGUAUGGCAAAUGUCUAUUCAGUCUUUCAAUGGAAAUAUUUGAAGAAAAAUAUGGUCAGAUAUAAUUAAUUUUUCUGAAAUGUUUAUUUGUCAAUUUAAAAUCUGCAAAUCAAUAAGAUUUUGCAGAAAGCUUGCCCUUUUUUGUAAAUUGAAUGUUUACAUAAACUAGAAUACUGUUUUGAUGUUUUUUCAAGGUAUAUGUUCAUGAUAGAAACAAAUUUUUUAGAGAUGCAUUAUAAGAUUUUUUUGUUUGUUGCUUAAAAGCUUUGGGUUUUAACUUCUCAAGUGGGUUUCUUCUAGCUCUAAGGUUAGUUUCAGCAGUUAUGUUGUAAUGACUUUUUGUUUCAUGCUAUUUCUUUAUUAUUAAUAGUUCAUAGUUCUUUUUAAAUUGUAAAUUGCAACUUCUUUCCCAAACUCCCCUUCAAUUAGAAGUAAUAGAUAAUCCUAAAUUAGAUUAUCAAAAUAUUACUAACCUCUUGUGCAAUUUUGAAAUGCACAUUUAUGAAAAUCUACAAAGGUACAAAAAUAUAAUUUUUUUAUGAUAAAAUUUAUUUUGAAUGGAAUCUUUAAUAAAUGCUGGACCUAAGCAUAAUGGCAAUUUAAGCAGACUAUCUGUCUGGUCUCUAUUGGUUCUACAAAAAUAAUAUUUCUCAGUUGCUUGUGAGUGUAUGUAUUUAAGUGUAUAUUUCUUGAUUACAUUUUUACAUCUUUAACACUUUCCAGUUUUGUACAUCUUCAUUUUAAUGUUAAGCACUUUUUAUUAUUUAGAUAUGUGAAAAGUAGUGUAUCUAAGGAUUCAGGAUUUCUCUCUGUGUAAAGAAACCUCAGACUUGCAUUUCCUGUAUGCUUCUGUAGCAUCUCAGGGGAGAAGGAAAGAAACAUCUGCCUCCACUUAUAAUUUCCUGUUAUAUCUAAAUCUGGAGUAUUGUAGUUAAUUGAAAGUAUGGUUAAUUCAAACAAGUCAGAAUCAAACUAUUGUAUCUGUAGCCUAUUUCUUUAAAUAUAAUUUAAACAUAGGUAUUUGGAGAUGUAUUUUUCCAAAAAAAUGUUCAUAGUUUAUUUCAAACUAGAAAUGUAUUGUUUUGUUCUCUUUCUAUGAUGCCCAACUGCUCUGUGAUUUAAAUCUGAUGUUCAUAAUGCAUUUUUAUAAAGCAUUUUCUCAUCCAUGCCAAUAUGGUAACUUUUUCAAAAUACAUGGAAAUUCCUGUAGGACAUAUACAAAUUUAUUCAUGGGCCUUGGUUUUGAGUAAAAAUGUUUGCAUGUGUUAACUACUUAUCCAAACAAAUUAGGCCAUGCUCUAAAUAUCUUUAUGCUGUCAUUCACUCAGGUUUACAACUAUAAUGACAAGUUAUAAUGAGAUAUGUAAUCUCAGAUGGAAUCUUAACAACUUUAAAAAAUGACAGCAUAUAAAACUACUUGCUCAAAAUAAUCUUUGUAUGACCGUGUAUUUGCAUUCAUGUUAACCAUAAAGCAUCAUACUGAUGUAAAUAAUCCCUUAGUAAGAGGUUUAUUAUUCCACCAUGUUAUAUAAUCCUAGGAAUAAAUUUUAUGGAAUUCACUCUGGCCAGAUGCGUAUAGAAUGACAUUGUUAUUCUUCAUUCAACAUAGAAUAUCAAAUGCUGCAGUAAGGUAAAGAGAAGAUUUUGGUAACAUUAAAUACUUGGUACUGACUGUUGUAAAAUAUUUUUUGAUGAGAAACUUUUAUCUAGAAUCAGAAUUUCAUUUUACUGAGGCAUACUAGUUAUUUAUUUAUCAAAUUUCUAUACUGUUCAUUUCACAUGUGUGACUCUGGGCGGUUUACAAACAAUCUAAUAAAACAAUAUAAAAUAUGACUAAAAGCAAAGUUAAAAACAAAAUUAAAAACAAAGUUAAAAUUUACAAGUUAAAAGUGAAAAUUAAAGUUUAAAAAUUCAUGAGGCUAAAGGUUAACUAGACUGAGGGAGAGCCCUCAAGCCACCAGUCAUUCCCAGGGUUGCAUAAUAAUCUCAGAUCCUCAUGCUAAGAGGCACAGCUAAGAAAACCAGAACUGUGGGGGCUUGCCUCAGCUAAAUGUUCCAAAAAGCAGGGGAAAUAGCAAAAAAGGCUAUCUUCCUAGAUCUUGCCAGUGAAAAUUCUUUAACUGACAGGAUUCACAGCAUGCCCUCCCUGUUUGACCAGCUGGAAUGGGCUGAUAUAAUUGGAACAAGAAGGCACCUUAGAUACCCUGGUCCCAUGCCAUUAAGGACUUUAAAGGUAAUAACCAACACCUUGAAUUGGACCCAGAAACCAAUUGACACUCAGCACAGCUCACAGAGCAGAGGUACUGCAUGUGCCACACUAGCCCAGAACUGCUUAUAUCGCUACAUUCUGCACCAGUUGCAACUUCCAGAUAGUCUUCAAGAGUAGUCUCAUGUAGAGCGCAUUGCAGCAGUCCAUCUGGAAGAUGACUAGGGCAUGAGUGAUUGAAGGGCUUCUUGUUCCAGGAAAGGCAGUUAACUGGGUGCACACCCAAUCUUUAGCAAAGGCUCUCCUAUUCUUGAGGAACCAAAUGCUUCCCUAUCAUUUAUAAUUAUAUUGGAUAAUUUUCAUAUUUUUAUUGCAUCUGAUAGUAUCAGCAUUCAUUUAUUAUUAUGUGAAUUCCUCUGACUCCCCAAAUAGAUUAACUGAAUAUAGACAGAAAAUCACUAGAAUAUAUAUAUGAGAAGGUUAUUUUUAUGUAUAUUAGACUGCUAUGAAUGGUUACAUUUCAGGAUAAUUAACAAAGACACACUGAAAACAGAAUAGUAGAUAACUUUUAGAAUGUCACAAAUUAAUAAAGAAUUUUUUUAGAUGUAACACUGAAUUUGUUUUUUAAAGGUUAACGCAUUUUAAUCCAUAAUAUCAAAUGUUCACAAUUGACUUGAAAGUUAAAGUUUCUCAAAAUGUCUGGCUAAACUAGAAGACUUCAGGCAAAAUAAUUUGGAAAACAGCAUUUAUAUUUUUGGUCUUGUUUCUUUUUUAGAGACUCUGAAUUGUAAUAAAUCCCACUAAUACAAUUUUUUCAAAGAAAGUAUUCCAUUUUCCUUCUUUGAUGCAAGUACUAAAAGGAGAUAAAAAAUAGUAACUAUUAUAAUAUUUACUUUGAAAAUUACUUAAUGAUAAGUAAUAGUUUUGUAAGAUUUUAUCCAAUAUAAUAUAUGUAGAAAAGAUUUAAAGAGUAUAUAAUUCAGUAGCAAUUAUAUAAGAGAUCACUAAAAUUGAAAUCAGUUGUGAAUGUACCUAUACAAUGACCUAUAAAAGUUUUCAACGAACACUUAUCAAAGUAGAAUCAUGAAAGUGAGAUUUUUGCAACUGUAAAAACUUUGCACUGAUAAUAAAAUAUGCUAGUGUAGCUUUAGCUUUAUAACAGAAUCUGAAAUAAAAAUUGUGCCCUAACAGAAAUAUUUAUAUGCAAAUUUUACAUAGUAGGUAUGAUUAGUGGAAAGGAAAAUGUCUGUCAGAAUUAAGACAUUUAUUUAAACCUAUAAUCUUCCCUACUGUAACAAUCAUCUAGUCCUAUAUCAUUUCUCUGUAUCAGAGUUUCACACUGAGAAUUGGCAUGGGUCUAACAACUAGGUGUAGGCUGAGUAAGAAACAUAUGGAUCAAUAAAUGCUCCCUAUUCUUACCAUUCAUUCAAAACAGUGUCAGAAUACCAUCUAAUGACUAAUCCAGCUUUGACUCAUGCUUUGAAAUAAUAGCUUCAGCUGAAGAUGUUUAUAGCCACAAAUGUCACAUAUGUUAAACAAUUUGAGUGCAAUCCAAAUAACAUCUAUAAUCCUCAAACUCGCACACUGUAUGUCUGCUCUUGUGGAAUAGGAUAAACUUAGACAAGUCAAUGAUCUGGAUUUUUUGUUAAAAAAUCAGGACAGCAAUGUUGGCGUGGUUUGAUGCUGGAAUCUUGAACUGAAAAGUAGCUGUUUUAGAAUUAAAGUGGAAAAACAAAUCAUUGAUAGAGCAAUGUAAUGCAAAAUAUUCUGUAGCCAUCUAUGUAUUAAAAGUUUAUUAAAGGCAUCUUUAAAGAGUGUA
Crotalus tigris (Tiger rattlesnake) is the source of this 6790-nucleotide messenger RNA. It is a transcript of the gene FBXL17, whose product is annotated as F-box and leucine rich repeat protein 17. The transcript has 9 exons. Gene Ontology annotation, biological process: SCF-dependent proteasomal ubiquitin-dependent protein catabolic process. The record is from RefSeq and is a predicted model, not a curated record. The coding region runs from base 713 to 2632 and encodes 639 amino acids. Lineage: Eukaryota; Metazoa; Chordata; Lepidosauria; Squamata; Viperidae. Gene Ontology annotation, cellular component: SCF ubiquitin ligase complex. Gene Ontology annotation, molecular function: protein binding.